GCAGUUCAGAGUCCUAUCCUCCCUCCUUCUAGGUUUCACGUACAAGAGCCGAUCUUGGGGGCACCUGUCUUGGGAUGUUUCUUCCUAUGUCUACAUAGACUCCCCAGUCAUCCUCGCGUAUAUAUCUCACAAUUUCUAACCUUGAAACAAGUUUCAUAAGCUUACCACAGCUUGAUGCUAUCGCAACUCGAAUUAUUAUAGAACCACCAGAUAUUCCAACAACAUGUCUUCUUCUGCAGACAUCCAUGCCAACGGAAAUGGAAAUGUCUACCACGAGCAUAUUCUUCGGCCAAGGGCUGUCAAGCCAAACAACCCAGCCGUCUUGCGAACCAUGACCGAAGAGGGUCUCUUGGCUGGUGAGAGUAUGCAAAAUGGAAGCGUAUCAGGUCAAACUAGUGGUCGAUCGACACCGGUUCCUGCAGACGCUCCUCCUUCGGUCCAAUCAAUCUCCUCCGCUCGAAAGCAGCUCCGAGCUGAGCAACGCCGCAGACUAUUCCCCACGAUCGAAUAUGCCUCCAGAGUGUCCCAUUUCGAUCCCAAUAGCGAUUACCGGGAUUUCCAGGGAUUUUACAUCCUGUUCUGGAUAGCUCUUACCAUCAUGGCCAUAACCACAAUGUUAAGGAAUAUAAAAGACACGGGAUAUCCUAUGAGAGUGCAGAUUUGGCAGCUAUUUACGGUCAAAGUCUGGGAAUUGGCUCUAGCAGACGGGUUGAUGGUUCUCAAUACUGCUGUUAGUCUGCCUCUUCACAGACUUAUCAGAAGUCAGAUUGGGGCUAAGCUAGGUUUGAGGUGGCAAGGAGGUGGAAUGGCUGUGCAGAGUAUAUUUCAGUUAGUAUGGUUUGCAUUUUGGGUUGCGCUACCUUUUAACCGUGAGUGGACAUGGACAGCCCAAGUAUUUUUAACAUUGCACACUUUGGUGCUGCUAAUGAAAAUGCACUCCUACGCCUUUUACAAUGGCCAUCUGAGCGAAACCGAACGAAGAUUGAAAGCAUUAGACGAACCCUCUACAGCUUCUAAGGCGCCUGCGUAUCAAUAUCCAAGUGCUGGACAUACGCCGACAUCUGAGGAGAGAGAGAAGAAGGAUGCAGAUGAGUUAUCACGACUUCGAGAGGAUUUGGCCAUUGAACUUACAUCACCAAUGGGAUCAGUCACAUAUCCUAAGAACCUCACAUUGGCAAAUUAUACCGAUUACAUAUUCUGUCCAACACUUUGCUACGAGCUAGAAUACCCUCGCACGCCAGGAAUUGUAUGGACGGAAUUGGGAUACAAGAUUCUUGCUGUUUUUGGCGUUAUAUUCCUCCUAACCAUCACAUCCGAAGAAUUCAUUCUCCCUGUGAUGAUCGAAUCCGCUUAUCGACUCGAGACAGUUACCUCCUUCUCAGAAACUGCCCUCAUCCUAGCAGAAUCAAUCUCUAUGCUUCUGUUCCCGUUCAUGAUCACCUUCCUCCUUGUCUUCCUCGUAAUCUUCGAAUACGUCCUUGGAGCAUUUGCCGAAAUAACCUGUUUCGCCGACAGACACUUCUACUCGGACUGGUGGAAUAGCACCGAUUGGCUUGAGUUCUCCCGCGAGUGGAACAUCCCUGUCCACCACUUCUUCCGACGCCACGUCUAUAGCGCAUCUCGACCCCAUAUUGGACGUCCCAUGGCGACACUUAUCACCUUCCUCAUCAGUGCCAUCGGACACGAAAUCGUCAUGGCAUGUAUCACGAAGAAGAUUAGAGGCUAUGGAUUCCUGGCACAGAUGAGCCAGCUCCCGAUUGUCAUGUUGCAGCGAACGAAGUGGAUUAAGGGAAAGCGGGUGCUAAACAAUGUAUGUUUCUGGUGCUCGAUGAUCUUAGGUUUGAGCAUGAUGUGCUCUUUGUAUGUACUUUGUUGAGCAGGUGUUAGAGAUGCCUGGAAGAUACCCUGGAUAUGGUCUAGAUUUGCGGCUUUUCUCGAUGUAUCGGCUUCAGUGAGACGUUGCCAUAUGCCUCCAACGAGUCUUCAUCCAGACAACCGUAAUGCUCGAUUCUAUUUUCGCCUACACAUUUGAAAAACCAAGUGGGUCAAUAUAUCGUUGGUGU
This is a messenger RNA of Hyaloscypha bicolor E, 2063 nucleotides long. RefSeq names its product sterol o-acyltransferas-like protein. Bases 224 to 1876 code for a protein of 550 amino acids. Gene Ontology annotation, biological process: ergosterol metabolic process. The transcript is spliced from 4 exons. Lineage: Eukaryota; Fungi; Ascomycota; Leotiomycetes; Helotiales; Hyaloscyphaceae. Gene Ontology annotation, cellular component: endoplasmic reticulum membrane. Gene Ontology annotation, molecular function: ergosterol O-acyltransferase activity. The record is from RefSeq and is a predicted model, not a curated record.